This is a messenger RNA of Capra hircus (goat), 315 nucleotides long. Its product is annotated as small integral membrane protein 15-like. The record is from RefSeq and is a predicted model, not a curated record. The coding region runs from base 40 to 264 and encodes 74 amino acids. The transcript has a single exon. Lineage: Eukaryota; Metazoa; Chordata; Mammalia; Artiodactyla; Bovidae.
AAUUAUAGAUCACUACUCAAGCAUAAGGCCCCCACAGAGAUGUUUCAUUUAAAGGCUCGGGCUGAGUAUGUUGUGGAAUGGGCUGCAAAGGACCCAAAUGGCUUCCUUACAACAGUUAUUUUGGCUCUGACUCCACUGUUUCUAGCAAGUGCUGUGCCGCCUUGGAAAUUGGCCAGGAUGAUUGAGGCCAGGGAAAAGGAGCAAAAGAAGAAGCAAAAACGUCAAGAAAAUAUUGCAAAAGCUAAACGACUGAAAAAGGAUUGAAGGAAUGUACAGGCUGUGUGUCCAGAGGAAAAUUGUUCGGAAAAUUAUCCA